This is a messenger RNA of Dreissena polymorpha, 2425 nucleotides long. RefSeq names its product neuroglobin-like. NCBI's taxonomy places the organism in Eukaryota, Metazoa, Mollusca, Bivalvia, Myida, Dreissenidae. The record is from RefSeq and is a predicted model, not a curated record. The transcript is spliced from 3 exons. Gene Ontology annotation, molecular function: heme binding; oxygen binding. The coding region runs from base 48 to 650 and encodes 200 amino acids.
CAGUAUUGCGUUAAAUAUUUAUUACAUUUAACGCAGCAGCAAUCAAAAUGGGAUGCAGUGUCAGUGCUAUUGAAAAUGCGCUGGUGGCAAAGAAUGGGAAGAUCAACUCUAUCAAGGACAAAUGUGACACUCUGAGGGCGCCCAUGGACAAUGGAAACGCCAAGUUUGAUCCCCGAUUUCCGCUUACUGUCCGGCAGAAAUUUAGCAUUAUAAAGUCGUGGAAGGGAAUCUCAAGAAACAUCGAGGAAACGGGGAUUCUUAUGUUCUUGAGAAUGUUCGAAACCAACGAAGAAAUACGGACCAUGUUUGCUAAAAUAGUAAGCCACGAUGUAUAUGAUGCAUCACAAAUCCGAGAAAGCAAGGGACUUGAGAACCAUGUAAAACAAGUAAUGUACACCUUAGACGAAGCUAUUUCAUCCAUAGAAGAUGUUGACGACACCAUAAACUUGCUUCAAAGCGUCGGACGAUCUCACCGACGUCUAAAAACGUCCGGCUUUGACCCAUCAAUCUUUUGGAAAAUCGAGGAGCCAUUUCUGACGGCAGUUAAGGAAACCCUAGGGGACAGGUACACCGCCAAUAUGGAGCACAUCUAUGGAAAGACGAUCAAAUUCAUAUUGGAAACUCUGAUCCGGGGAUUCAAUGAGGACUGAAAGACAUACUAUUUAGAUGAAGGUUUACAACUUCCACAAAAAAUGUCAGUACGUUUCACAUGAGAAUGUGGAAGGCGUGACUGCAUUCUUGUGAUCGUGAUCAGGUAUCAUUGUUUGAAAAACACGAUAUUCCACAAUGUGUUAGAGGCAAGUGUUACUAUGAAUACUUGUAUAACAAGUAUAUGUACACUGUUGUUGAAAAAGUCCGAUGGACAGAAGUGAAGCUCGAUCCGGUUAAUCAUUAUUGUUAAGAUUGCACACUUCUUAUCGCCAUGACUGACAAAUUAUGUCAUAGCGGUUUUGUUCUUCGACGGUGUUCAACAAUUGGCAUGUAGUUGCCCAAGCCAUGGCGACACUUCCAGUUGCUACAUCGAUGAUUGGGGAUGCUGUGACAGAUUUCCCCAGUACAACUUAUGGGUAACAAAUCGGAAAUAGACACCUUUCGAAAACGACUUCUUAACAUAUUUUUUUUUCCAAAACAGAUAAUGAACAGAGCAAACAAUAAAAACUAAAGAAACUAUCAGGAGAGAUGUGUAUGUGCUUAGCCAUUGUUUUAAUGACAGAAAACCAAGUAUAAGCAUUUAAUGCUUUAAACUUGGAUCACCAACACGGUCAACGCAAAGUAUCAGGGGUUCAAAUUUGUUUAAGGGAUAGCCGAACCUCACAUUUUCUACAAGAUUAAUCCCGAACCGAACGCGCGUCAAAAACGAUCUCAUUCAACUGUGCCUAUGCAUACAGUAAAUGAGAUCAUGAAUGCCAAAACCUGACGCAUGACUUGAAAACUACACCCACUAUUUUAUUGCAAUAAUGUCGGUUGUAAUGAAAAUCUAUUAGAACGAUAAGGGCAUAUGUUAUAAAGUGAUUAGUGUACAAAAAUAGGGUCCAUCUAUAAAAGAUAAUUAACUAUCGAGUUAGCAAUGUAUCAAACGAAAAUUGACAAACGAACUAGGUGUAAGAAAGAUAUUAAAUAUGUUUCAUAUAUGUAACACAAACUAGCUUCGUGCCCAAAAUGCCCUAUUAACUAGUGGAUUGAGAGAAGAGCAUUUAAAAUUAAAUAUAUUACGCUUGACACAGCAUGAGUUAGUUCGAUGUCCUCCACAUGCGAUCACAGGUGGUAAAUUAAUUAUGAAGUUCUGGCUGUUCAAAUCGAUGUACCCUGUUUUCGGGUGAUUUUGAAUUGGAUACCUAGUUAUAUAUAUUUGAUAGUGAAAAAAAUAUUUUUUAAACAAGUUGAUUUUUUUGUUAUAAUUUGAUUUUUUAUCAUUCAAAAUUAUGUUUUCACUAAUUAAUAUCAUAGCCACACGCUAACCACCUGUGCAUGCGAUGAAAUAUUAAACGACUCAUACGUUUACAUCUAGGAACUGUUUGCAUGACUAAGACAACACGAUUUAUUUUAAGCUUGCUAAUUUUAAGAUAUCAAAACCAUUUUAAUCGAGAAAGCAAAACAAAAACUUAAGUUACAGAAGUAAAGGAAACAGGGCAUAAACGAAGUAUUUUUGCGAAAUGUCAUCUUGGUGCCGGUUUUGAUCGUUACGUUUAAGAAAAAUCGAUGUUAUCACUCGCAAUUAGGAAUUUCGCAUGUGUCUGAAAGCAUAUGUAUUGGAUAUUUAAUGCCCGCUUAUAUAUAUUGAACGCAAAAAUAAGUAUUUUAGAUUAAAUUCAUAUUACACAUGUACGAGUAUACAAAUGAAUGUGCUAUCAUUGAUUUUCUCUCCUGUACGAUCGUUCGAAUGCAAAGUUAUCAUAACCUUGUUUGAUCUAUGUGAUUUUACAUA